Molecule: messenger RNA, 3388 nt
Organism: Acanthochromis polyacanthus (spiny chromis)
Lineage: Eukaryota; Metazoa; Chordata; Actinopteri; Pomacentridae
Gene: rhag
Product: Rh associated glycoprotein
Exons: 10
Coding region: 110-1420 (436 amino acids)
Biological process (GO): ammonium transmembrane transport; ammonium homeostasis
Cellular component (GO): plasma membrane
Molecular function (GO): ammonium channel activity
Source: RefSeq, a predicted model, not a curated record
UCCCUCCCUUCACACAGCACUGCCCUUAAAAAAAGCCAGAUAGGGAGGGACAGACAGUCUGAUUACUGAGUGUGACUGUGUGAGAGAUAAAGUCAGAGUUGGCCUCAGGAUGCCUGCGUACGCCACCAACAUGAGGCUGAAGUUCCCCAUCUUGGCCUUGAUCCUUGAGAUUAUCACCAUCAUCCUGUUUGCAGUGUUUGUGGACUACGACGAUGGGAAAGGUCACGGGCACGACCCGCACUCCAAUGAGACCGACCAUGAGCAGCAGCCAAUGGAUCUCUACCCCAUGUUUCAGGACGUCCACGUCAUGAUCUUCAUCGGCUUCGGGUUCCUGAUGACGUUCCUCAAGAGAUACGGCUUCAGCAGCGUGGGCAUCAACUUGCUGCUGGCUGCCUUCGGCCUGCAGUGGGGCCUCCUCAUGCAGGGCAUCUGGCAUCUGGAUGAUGGCAAGAUCAAAAUCAACAUCUUCAAAAUAAUCAACGCAGACUUCAGCACAGCUACAGUCCUGAUCUCCUUUGGUGCCGUUCUGGGUAAAACCAGCCCUGUGCAGCUCCUCAUCAUGACCAUACUGGAGAUCACCAUCUUCUCCAUCAACGAGCAUCUGGUGGCUACUGUUCUAAAGGCUAAUGAUGUCGGAGCGUCGAUGGUCAUCCACGCUUAUGGAGCUUACUUCGGCUUAGCAGUGGCUCGUGUCCUUUACAGACCAGGUUUAAGAAACGGGCAUGAGAACGAGGGAUCAGUUUAUCACUCUGAUCUGUUUGCUAUGAUUGGAACUGUCUUCCUGUGGAUGUUCUGGCCCAGCUUUAACUCGGCCAUCGCUGAUCCAGGUUUCACCCAGCUCACCGCAGUGAUCAACACCUACCUCUCCCUGGCUGCCUGUGUGCUCUCUGCCUACGCCAUCUCCAGCCUCGUGGAGCACAAAGGAAAACUGGACAUGGUGCACAUUCAAAACGCCACAUUGGCUGGUGGCGUUGCCGUGGGAACAUGUGCUGACAUGAACAUCGGGCCGUUCGGGGCCAUGCUGAUCGGACUCGUCGCGGGCAUCAUCUCCACCGUGGGCUUCAAGUUCCUGAGUCCCAUCCUGGCAUCCAGCAUGGGUAUCCAGGAUACCUGCGGUGUCCACAAUCUGCACGGCAUGCCUGGCAUCCUGGGCGGACUGGCUGGUAUUGUGGCUGUGUCUUUGGGAAAGAAAGAGGGAGGUGAUCCUGCCAUGCAAGCUGCCGCCUUGGCUUCAUCUCUGGGCUUCGCUUUGGUUGGAGGUGCUGUUACAGGUUUCAUAAUGAACCUGCCGAUCUGGAGUCAACCUCCAGACCAGAACUGCUACGACGACUCUCUUUACUGGGAGGUUCCUGAGGAAGAGGACGAGAACGAGGAGAGCUUGGCUCACGCAGAUCACUCAAAGAACAAAGCAGAAGUUUAAACAUCUGCGCACCGCUCACACAGCUAAAAAUGAAGGAUCACUAUUUAGCUGUGACUGUAGAUAACAAUUUGUCAGUUAUUUUAUCCACACACAGGAUAUUUUUAACAAAUUAGAGACUAAAAACACACAGAAGCAAUUAGCAUAAAAUGUGUCAAAUCCAAUUUACAUACAGAGAAAGAAUCUUAAACUUCAGGGAUUUUUUUUUACACCUGAAAGUUUUAAUAACCAACAACUUUCAUGAACCACAAAACACUCUAAAAAAUAAUGCUUGGGCAGAGCAAAUAAAAGCUAACACAACAGCUUGAUCUGUUAUCAGUCGAUCUGUGAUAACUUUUUUAAUUACAUUGAGUUAGAGGAAGGAACUUUCCUUUACAAUCUAAGAUCAUUUUAAUUACCAGGCAAAACCAAAAUUGGCAUGUUAAGAUGAAAGAGGGGACAUCAAAUCCUCAAAAAAAUAAAUGAUGAAGCCAAUCUUAUGAAGCUACCUCGACUUGAAUUUAGUUUUAAAUCAAGUAAUGAAGAAAUUUGAGUUGAACACAAUAUUAAGUUGAUUCAGUUACCAGUAUUAUUAUGUAAACAAAACCCAUCUAAGUAAUGUUGAAAGGUUUAUCUUAAUCAGUAAAUCCCAUUUUGUGUUUUCUUGCAGCUGUGGUCUUCCAAUAGGUCCUUACAAUGAUUUUAUAGAGUGUACAAAACAAGAUGGACCAUUCCACAGCUCCACUGCUGAUACAAAACUACUUUACAAGCUUUUCUUUAUGUUGUUUUGUACUAUAAAAAGCAUAGAAGCAUGUGUGUUUUUUUUUUAAAGAUAUUAGUAUCGUUUUAUUUUGUCUCAUACAUUUCCUUACACCUAACAUGUUAAUUUCUGCUGAAGCUCAGGUCAAAGCGAGGAGGUAAAACCAGGCUUUGAUCUGUUGCUUCACUUUACCUCACUGGAGCCCAAGCCUUCUGCGAGGAGUCAGACGGCGUGAAAGCAGCAGCUCUUCACUCUGAUGUGGGCAGGGAAAGUCGCAUAAUGUUCCUAAUGUUAACUAAUGAACCUUUGUGUCUUAUCUUGUACUGCUUCCAAACGUUGUCUAGCCUUCUGAUGACAGCUGUACACUUCAGCAUUCGAGUGUUUGUCACUGGGCAACUUGUGUUUUCUAUUUACAGCAAAUGUAUUCUUGCAUGUACAUACAGUUUAUUUCUUAGAUGGUUUGACACGGUCAGUUUUAUCAAACGCAAAAAAAAAAUAGCAGCUGGUACUGAACAUUUUUCCAUAUAUCUCACAGAAUUGAACAAUCUUACAUAGUGAUCUGAAGUGAAAACUGUUUUACCAUUUUGGCAGCAUCAUUCUGCCGGCUUUGUACCUGUUUUCUCUGUUGGUGACUCAGUCUAACAGGGUAAACUGUCACAACUGCAACAUACCUCAUGCAUUUGGGCUCAUAAGUUUACAUACUCAAGCAGAAUCACAGCAAAUACAGUUGUGUGACAAUAAAAAACUAUUGUCUGACUGCUAAUCCUAAAUGAAAGAAAAGUUUUUCCAUGAUCAAACAUAUUUUCUCAUUUUAAAAAAGGACAUUAUUCCACAAAUGAUUACCAGGGCAUGUAAACUUAUGAGCAAAACUGUAUAUUAUAGGAUUACAACUCACUUUGUCCUCUGAUUAUUGUUUUAAACUGCCAAGACAGGUUUUAUUCUUAACAUAAAAUCACAGGACUGAUAGGCAUAGAUGAAACUGAGUACACAAAGAGUUAAUCAAUGAUAUUCUGCUUUGAUAAAUAAUUUAGGAUGCCCAGAACACUGGAAUGCAUCGAGAUUUUGUAUUUUUAUACAGUGAGUGUAUCCUCUUAUUUGUAUAAUAUACUAAUACUGUCAUAAUGUGUUUUUUUUUUAACAAUACUAGUGUUUAUGUGGUAGUCUUUUAAACUGUGCUGCAACAUUAACAGCAACCUUCAAGCAUAAACACAGCAGUCCCUGCCAUAAUCUAA